Messenger RNA from Heterocephalus glaber (naked mole-rat), 3835 nucleotides. RefSeq names its product vesicle amine transport 1 like (gene Vat1l). Gene Ontology annotation, molecular function: zinc ion binding; oxidoreductase activity. Lineage: Eukaryota; Metazoa; Chordata; Mammalia; Rodentia; Bathyergidae. The record is from RefSeq and is a predicted model, not a curated record.
GGAGCGCGGCGCCGCUCGCCCGCUGCAGCCAUUGCGCCGCGAGCGCCCCGCAUUCAACAGGAGGAGCCCGCGGGAGAGGACCGGGCCCGAGCCCUGCGCCCUCGCCGCCGCCGCAGCCCGCGCCCCGCGCCCCCGCACCAUGGCCAAGGAAGGCACGGAGAAGGCGGAGGAGACGGAGCAGAUGAUCGAGAAGGAGGCGAGCAAGGAGCCCGCGGAGGGCGGCGGCGGCGACGGCUCGCACCGCCUCGGGGACGCCCAGGAGAUGCGCGCCGUGGUGCUCGCCGGCUUCGGGGGGCUCAACAAGCUGCGGCUCGGCAGGAAGGCCAUGCCCGAGCCGCAGGACGGCGAGCUCAAGAUCCGCGUCAAAGCCUGUGGCUUGAACUUCAUCGACUUGAUGGUGAGACAGGGGAAUAUAGACAACCCUCCCAAGACUCCCCUGGUGCCAGGAUUUGAAUGUUCCGGGAUUGUGGAAACUCUGGGGGAUGGCGUGAAAGGAUACGAGAUUGGAGACCGGGUCAUGGCGUUUGUCAAUUAUAAUGCCUGGGCAGAGGUGGUCUGCACACCCGUGGAGUUUGUCUACAAGAUCCCAGAGGAUAUGAGCUUCUACGAGGCUGCUGCGUUCCCCAUGAACUUCGUCACGGCCUACAUGAUGCUCUUCGAAGUCGCCAACCUCCGGGAAGGGAUGUCUGUUCUGGUGCACUCGGCGGGUGGAGGAGUGGGUCAAGCUGUGGCUCAGCUGUGUUCCACUAUCCCCAACGUGACUGUCUUUGGGACAGCUUCCACUUUCAAGCAUGAAGCAAUCAAAGACUCUGUGACCCACCUCUUUGACAGAAAUGCAGACUAUGUGCAAGAAGUAAAAAGAAUCUCUGCGGAAGGUGUGGACAUCGUCUUGGAUUGCCUGUGUGGGGACAACACUGGGAAAGGUCUCAGUCUUCUCAAGCCCCUUGGGACCUACAUUUUAUAUGGCUCAUCCAACAUGGUGACUGGAGAAACGAAGAGCUUCUUCAGCUUUGCGAGAUCAUGGUGGCAGGUGGAGAAAGUGAACCCCAUCAAGCUGUACGAAGAGAACAAAGUCAUCGCGGGGUUUUCCCUCUUAAACCUGCUCUUCAAACAGGGCCGCGCGGGCCUCAUUCGAGGAGUGGUGGACAAACUUAUAGGGCUCUACAACCAGAAGAACAUCAAGCCCGUGGUGGACUCCUUGUGGGCCCUGGAGGAGGUGAAGGAGGCCAUGCAGCGGAUCCACGACCGAGGGAACAUCGGGAAGUUAAUUCUGGAUGUAGAAAAGACCCCCACUCCGCUGAUGGCCAACGACAGCACAGAGACCAGUGAAGCGGGAGAAGAGGAGGAGGACCAUGAGGGUGACAGCGAGAACAAGGAGCGGAUGCCCUUCAUCCAGUAACCCAGGAGCCAGGCGGGAGGACCUGAAGGACGGACCUUGUGGAAGAAGAGGACGGCUGCGAGAACUCUUCUGUGUCCCAGUGAAAAAAUGCUGUAGUCCAGUGCGUGUUGUGUUUGUCUGCAGUCAGCUGAGCUAAGAAGCUGUUGAUCACUGUUGUUUUUCGGAAUUUAGUGCCAAUCCCAUUCCAUGCAGUAUUACAUCCCUUCCUGAUCUGUGUACUACAACCUCCCCUCUCCCCAGGAUCAAAACUAUCCACCUCCCGGUCCUUCUCGGUGGUUCUAGAACAGCCUUGCAAAUCAAUACAAGCCCACAGGACAAGACCAAGGACGAGUUUGGGUUGACAGGUGUUGUCACAGAGCACUCUGCAGGUCCUAGCCUUCCUCUGGCCAGUGAUACUCUUUGCCACCAGCCACCUUUACCUCUAACCAGAGCACUUCCCAAUUUGGCUGGUAGAAAGAGAGUAGGCCAGAAGAGGCAUCUGUGAGCCCAGAAGUGUAGAAACUCUCCCAAUAGUACUUUUUCUCUCUCCCUUUUCGAGGCAACUUGUUAUAUUCAUCCCAUAAUCCUAAUGCCAUGGGGUUUGAGCUGCUCUUCUCUGACCCUCUGGGGUUGGAGUCUUUCUCUGGUCCUUAUUCCUAAACACGGGGACAGGUGUGGGUUUCUUGAGAUAGAAGAUGGGUCAACAGCAUGCAUCUGAGGACAAGUCAGAGAUUUCUCCUCUGAAGCCACAUGCCAUGAGCGUAUCCUCCCCACAGCCCUAUAUAUUUUAAGCUAAGAAAACUCCCCAUGUGUAGGACUAACUCAGAUGUCGUUACUAAGACUCUCCUGUGUUGGCAAAAUUGCCAUCAUUGUUACCAAUUUUCCUAUUUUCCAUUCCUGGUCACAAGCAGACAGCUUCCCCCCAAAGAAGAACUCCCUUACAGGCCAUACAUGUAUAUGGAAAAUUCGGUGAGCUCUCUUGUCUUGCCAAAGCAUGUUCCAACAUAUGACAAACUCUAGGUAUACAAGGUUGCUGUUCAGCAUCUGCCAAACGUGGGAUUUCUCCUUCUGAUACAUAAGACCAUGGUGCUGAUCAUGUAGGGCUCCUGCUCCUUACAAAUCAGGGACCAAACUGUUUGACUGCAUGAGCUGUUCAAUGGUGCAGCUCCUAAAUCCCUGUGAAGCCCCUCCCUGUGCCAUUUGCCUGGGUUUGAGAGCUAGUUACCCUGGAGGAAGAGGAGUCUUGGUGUCUGCACAAGGGGGCUCUUCCUUCCCUUCUUUUUCCAGUCCUUUUGUGCAAAGGGUUAAUUCUGUCACACAAACCAAGCUAGAAACACAAAGGGGGCCGUGGAAUUAGCAUCCCCACUUUUGUGUUAUAGAAGAGAGGGUCCCCACAUGCUUGUGAGAUUAGCAUUCUUGAAGGCAUAAGAGGGUUCCAGCAUCACCCAGUUUCUCCUCCAAUGAGAUUUAAGGUGGACCUAACUCUUCCCCCAAGUGAUGGAAACAAAUGCAUUUCCACAAUUUUCUGUUUGAUUUCCCCGGUCCUUUUGCAACAAAUGUCACUUCAUUCACCAGGUUCUUUUUUCCUCUUCUAAGCUUGUGAUGAUGACUCAUUUAUGCCAAAUAUUUACAUGGAGGGAGUCUCUUCUCCUUGUUGUGAAUGUAUGUGUACAAUAUGAAGGCAAGAAAGGGUGUUGAGAGCUGAUGAGCUGAGGAAUGAGAGUAUUUCAGAAGAGGAUAACAAGGUCAUCCCUUCUUCCUGCCUACCCUCAAACUCACCCAUAUCCAUCCAGAGAGAUAGCCCCCAACACCUUUGUUAGAGGCCAUCUUAUUGGUCAUGCUUCUCCCAUAACUGUGCUGAAAGGGGGUCAGAAAAAGAACCACUGUCCAAGUGAUGUUCCUAUUAAGUAGGGCAGACAGGGCACUUUCUAGGGUUGAAAAAGUCAAGAACUACUGGCUCCAUGAUGGCCUCUGUCCCCAAGGGAAGGGAACUGACCAUGUUCAGAAUUGAGAUGGUUCUAAUGAUGCCCAGAGGAAAGGAUACAAGGUCAUCCCUUCCAAAAUCUGCUUUUUAAACAGAAAAGUUAAUCCAUUAAUCACACAUUCAUCCAGCAAUCAGCCUAUCCUCAGAAUUCAGAAUGAGAAACCUAGGGUUUGGCCAACAACAUCAGUUUCUGCUAUGAAGAACAAAGGGGGAAACCUUACAAUGAAUCAUUCCGUGGACUCUCGUUUUAAGCACCUUCUUCCCUGUCUCAUGAUUGUUUUUCUGAAGGAAGUGUACAGAAUGUCUCAGUUUGCCUUAAAGAACUGUGAAGGCUUCUCUGUAGGUUAAGCUUGAUUGGAGUGAACUGAAACAUCGUCUACUGUGUUUGUGGCUUUAGAGCUUUUGUUAUAUUGUGCCUACAAAGCAAAUUAUGUUUACAUACAAGAUAUAAAUAAAGUAUUCAGCAUAGCAUA